GCGGUGAAUCUUUUCAAUGCUUUGAGAUGAUAUUCAGCCAUUGAUCCACAGACUGAAUCUCAUCAGUUGAUUUCUUUCUUUUCGUUCUAUUUUUGCAAGCUCCUCUUCUUUGUGCUAAUGGAGUUCAGAAUACCCUUAUUCCAGAUUAUCAUCAGCUUCCUCCUUGUUUUGUUUAUGGCAGCAAUCAAAAGUGUAAGGAAAUCUAAAGCUAGGAAUUUAACUCAAAAGUUGAUUCCAGGGCCACGGAAAUUACCUUUGAUAGGAAAUUUUCACCAGCUUGCUGGUCCUGGUCUACUUCAUCGCACCCUACGGGACUUGGCUACGAAACAUGGCCCCAUUAUGCACCUGCAACUUGGUCAAGUUUCCACUGUGGUCGUUUCUUCUGCCGAAAUGGCUAAAGAGAUUAUGAAAACACAUGAUAUCGUUUUUGCUAAUAGGCCUUUUCUUGUUGUGUCCAUGAUUACAACUUAUGAGUGCACUGAUAUCGCCUUUUCACCAUACGGAAACUAUUGGAGACAUCUGCGGAAAAUUUGCACCGAGGAGCUUCUGAGUGCGGCUCGGGUCAAUUCAUUCCAAUCGAUAAGAGAAGAGGAAGUGCUGAAUCUCAUAGAAACCAUAAAAUCAAAUGAAGGGUUGGCUGUGAAUCUGAGUGAGAAAGUGUUCUCGAUGAGUUACGGCAUAACAGCAAGGGCAGCCUUUGGCAAGAAAUGCAAAAAUCAAGAUGCUUUCGUAUCUGUUAUUUCAGAAGAAUCCAAGGUGAAUUCGGGGUUCCUUGUUUCCGAAUUUUUUCCUUCACUUAAAUUCCUGGAUGUUGUUUCGGGUCUAAAGCAUAGAGUUGAAAAGAUUCAUGGAGAAGCUGAUAGGAUACUUGGGAACAUUGUUAAUGAUCACAAAGAAAGUAUAGCAAAGGGCAAACGGGAAGAUCUGGUUGAUGUUCUUUUAAGGCUUCAGGAGAAUGGUGAAGUUCCCUUAACUGACAACAACAUCAAAGCUAUCAUCUUUGACAUUUUUGGUGGUGGAAGUGAGACAUCAGCAUCGGUUGUAGAAUGGGCAAUGUCAGAAAUGAUUAAAAACCCUAGAGUUAUGACAAAAGCACAAGCAGAGGUAAGGCAGGUAUUCCAAGGCAAAGGAAAUGUAGAUGAAACAGGCAUUCAUCAACUUAAAUAUCUAAAGUGUGUUAUAAAAGAAACCUUGAGACUGCACCCUGUUUUCCCUUUAUUGCUUCCAAGAGAAUGUAGCCAAAACUGCGAGAUUAAUGGAUUUGAGAUACCUUCAAAGACCAGGGUCAUUAUCAAUGCAUGGGCAAUUGGGAGAGAUCCAAACCAUUGGGUUGAGCCUGAAAAGUUUGAGCCUGAAAGAUUUAUCAACAGUUCAGUAGAUUUCGUGGGAACAAAUUUUGAGUUCAUUCCAUUUGGUGCUGGAAGAAGGAUAUGUCCAGGCAUAUUAUUUGCAGUGCCAAAUGUAGAGCUACCACUUGCCCAACUGUUGUUCCAUUUUGAUUGGAAGUUGCCGAAGCAAGAAGAUAUAGAUAUGACUGAGGAGUUUGGCUUGUCUGUGAGGAGGAAAACUGAACUUAUGUUAAUUCCUACUCCAUAUCGUGCUUCCAUUACUGUUUCUUAGAGGCACACCUUAACGAGGAAGAUAGUAAAACAUAACUAUAUUGUUAGUCAUCCUAAUAGCCCACUGCUUGUAGAUGCAACUUAUGCUAUCCUUGAAUAAUAUAUAUAUAUAUAUAGCUCUUGCUUCUAGUGCA
Gossypium raimondii (Peruvian cotton) is the source of this 1753-nucleotide messenger RNA. Its product is annotated as cytochrome P450 71D10. The transcript has 2 exons. The coding region runs from base 118 to 1620 and encodes 500 amino acids. The record is from RefSeq and is a predicted model, not a curated record. NCBI's taxonomy places the organism in Eukaryota, Viridiplantae, Streptophyta, Magnoliopsida, Malvales, Malvaceae. Gene Ontology annotation, molecular function: iron ion binding; oxidoreductase activity, acting on paired donors, with incorporation or reduction of molecular oxygen; heme binding.